GCAGAAACAAAAUCCAUGGCCUCUGUGACCAUACCGCCGGUGCUAACCACCCCCAGGGACGACGCAAUCAGCCUCCACCGCGCCUUCAAAGGGUUGGGCUGCGACACAUCCGCCGUCAUCAACAUCCUCGCCCACCGCGACGCCACCCAGCGAGCCUACCUCAAACAGGAGUACAAAACCAUGUCACGAGACCUCGCCAAGCGCCUCUCCUCCGAGCUCAGCGGCAACACUAAGAAGUCCGUCCUCCUCUGGAUGCACGACCCCCCAACCCGCGACGCCACCAUCAUCCGCCAGGCUCUGGCCGGAGGCGGCAUCGUGGAUCUCAGAGCCGCCACCGAAGUCAUCUGCUCCAGAACCCCAUCUCAGAUCCUCCACUUCAAGAACAUCUACUUCUCCGCCUUCGGGGUUUACCUCGAGCAAGACAUCGAGCUUCACACCUCCGGGGACCACAAAAAGCUCCUCCUCGCUUAUGUGGCGACGCCGCGGUACGAGGGUUUGGAGGUCGACAGGGCGGCGGCGGAGCAUGACGCUAAAGCUCUCUUCCGCGCCGGGGAGAAGAGACUGGGAACUGAUGAGAAGGUGUUUGUGCAGAUAUUCAGCGGGCGGAGCAGCGCCCACUUGGCCACCGUGAGCGCCGCCUACCACAACAUGUACGGUAGCUCGCUGAAGAAGGCGGUGAAGAAGGAGACAUCUGGGUACUUUGAGCACGCACUUCUGACUAUCUUGCAGUGCGCGGAGCAUCCCGGGAGGUACUUUGCGAAGGUUUUGCACCGGGCGAUGAAGGGUCUGGGGACAGACGACAGUACUCUCCUGAGGGUGAUCGUUUCGAGGGCCGAAAUCGAUAUGCAGUUUAUAAAGGCGGAGUAUUUGAAGAAGUACGGGAAGACGUUGAAUGAUGCGGUUCAUUCGGAGACUUCUGGGCAUUACAGGGCGUUUCUUCUGGCGCUUUUAGGCCCCAAUCAUUAGGUCAAAUAAUAAGAUUUGGUGUGUAGGUUUUUUUAUUUUUUAUUUUCUGGGUAGGAUGGUAAGGUUUGAUGAACUCUGUGGUUGUUAAUUGCUUAUCUUUUAGGUAUUUUUCAGAAGCUAGAAUUUGGUUAGCAUGAUCUAGAAGUUCUAUUGCAUAAGCACUUAAGAAAAAAGUUAUUCCUUUGUUUUAAAUGCUUACUGCUUCUUGGCUGAAGAUUGUAUGUUGCUUUUGUAUAGGUUUGAUUUGUGAAUUGAUAUGUACGAAAGUAUUAUGUGCAAAAUUGACACCAA
Molecule: messenger RNA, 1257 nt
Organism: Pyrus x bretschneideri (Chinese white pear)
Lineage: Eukaryota; Viridiplantae; Streptophyta; Magnoliopsida; Rosales; Rosaceae
Product: annexin D5
Cellular component (GO): cytoplasm
Molecular function (GO): calcium-dependent phospholipid binding; calcium ion binding
Source: RefSeq, a predicted model, not a curated record